Oldenlandia corymbosa var. corymbosa is the source of this 3253-nucleotide messenger RNA. NCBI's taxonomy places the organism in Eukaryota, Viridiplantae, Streptophyta, Magnoliopsida, Gentianales, Rubiaceae. The record is from the annotation of a GenBank genome assembly.
CAUACUUUCUCCGCCUUUGGCAAUAUUAAAAAUCACACAGAAGUCGUAAAACGUUCCACGAAGCGUACACCACGCUUUCAAACUGUAGGGCAGGGCCACUAAAAUCAGCUCAACAAUAAACUUGACUGACAUCCCGAAAUGAACAACAAAUACUAGUCCGAUUAAAGAAGGGGUCCUACCGUUUACACUUCACCACCGGACUUCUCAAAGCUAACAUCAACCAACUCACUUCCUCGUCUUCUCCGUCCGAAAUCUUUUCUUCUUCUUCCUUAAUUUCUCCAUUGAAGCUUGACAUUUGAAAAUCCCACACUUUCAUUUGAAAGGCUAAUUGUUCAUUCGACGUUGCCGGGGGAAUCGAAGAAUCAAAGCAAAUGGCUUCCCUCUCAUUCUCUUCCUCACUCUCAACGCCGGCCCAAAUCAGACGCCUUGCCUCCCUCCCUCCAAGGCCGCCGCGUAAGCGCAAUUCAAUCCCGGCGGUUCAAGCCAAGAUCCGGGAGAUCUUCAUGCCGGCUCUCAGUUCCACCAUGACCGAGGGCAAAAUCGUUUCCUGGGUUAAAUCGGAAGGGGACGUUUUGUCCAAGGGCGAGGCCGUCGUCGUCGUUGAAUCCGAUAAGGCCGACAUGGACGUCGAGACUUUCUACGACGGGAUUCUCGCCGCCAUUGUUGUUAACGAAGGUGAAUCGGCUCCUGUUGGCGCCCCGAUUGGGCUUUUGGCUGAGACCGAGGAAGAAAUUGCGGAAGCCAAAGCCAAAGCUCAGUCUCAAUCUCAGCCUGCCGCCUCAGCUGCCCCUGCCGCCCCGGCUCCACCGGCGCCGAAAGCGGAGACUAAGGCCGCAGCACCGCCUCCUCCGCCAGCUCCCGCUGAUGGGCCGAGGAAGAUAGUGGCGACUCCCUUUGCCAAGAAGUUGGCGAAACAGCAUAAAGUGGAUAUUAACAAGAUUGUUGGUUCGGGGCCUUUCGGUAGGAUUACGCCCGAGGAUGUGGAGAAAGCCGCUGGAAUUGCACCAUCGAAGCCUUCUACCCCAGCUGCCUCCCCUGCUCCGGCUCCUGCUGCAGCUGCUGCUGCUCCGGCGAAAGCACCGGCAGCAACUAGCUACCCUGAGAUUCCAGGGGCUACCGUUGUGCCGUUUACAACAAUGCAGGCUGCGGUUUCGAAGAACAUGGUGGAGAGUCUCUCUGUGCCCACAUUUCGGGUUGGAUAUCCCAUAUCUACUGAUGCACUUGAUGCCCUUUACGAGAAGGUUAAGCCUAAGGGUGUUACAAUGACUGCAUUGUUGGCCAAAGCUGCAGCCAUGGCUUUAGUUCAACACCCGGUUGUGAAUUCUUCUUGUAAAGAUGGGAAGAGUUUUACAUACAACAGUAACAUAAAUAUUGCCGUUGCUGUGGCUAUUAACGGCGGGCUGAUCACCCCCGUUCUUCAAGAUGCGGAUAAGUUGGAUCUUUAUUUAUUGUCACAAAAAUGGAAAGAAUUGGUAGAGAAGGCUAGAUCAAAGCAGCUUCAGCCCCAAGAGUAUAACUCAGGGACAUUCACACUAUCAAAUUUGGGCAUGUUUGGAGUGGACAGAUUUGAUGCAAUUCUUCCCCCAGGCCAGGGUGCUAUAAUGGCAGUUGGUGCAUCGAAGCCUACAGUUGUAACUGAUGCAGAUGGGUUCUUCAGUGUUAAAAAUAGGAUGCAAGUGAAUGUUACUGCUGAUCACAGGAUCAUCUAUGGUGCUGACUUGGCUGCAUUCUUACAAACCUUCUCCAAGAUUAUUGAGAAUCCUGAUAGCUUGACCAUGUAGAUCAAUAUUUAGGUUCGCCAAGAGAAGUUGUUGAUUUUCCCAGUCGGCAACAAGGUUUGCAGGAAUUUCAAUAGUUUCAGCAUUGUUUGGUUUGUUGUACUUUAUUCAUACUAUUUAGCUAGUGGGGUUGCGGUUAAUCCACUAGGAGCAUUUUUGGGGAGAAAGUAUCAAAACAUCAUAGUACCUUGAGUUUUAAUGGACAAUUUCUGCUACACCCAUUGGUGAUGUUGCUGCUAUAGAGUACAUUUUUACACUUCUGCCAAUCUUCAUAAUAACAUAUUGACAUUAUUCUGAAGAGAAAGUUAAUGUAAACAAAACAAACUCCACAAGGAAAAUCUUCUUCACUUAAUCUCUUAAGGAAGAAUAAUAUCAAGUUACAUAACCCUAGGUAUCUACAAAAUCAAACUUAAUCCUGCUAUGGCUAUCUGCUGUUUCUGUCUAGAGGAUCAUUGGCCAACCCAGACUAAACCCUAACUUUACUGACACUGGAAGUGAUAAAUUGAUGCAUUACAGAAGGUUGAAGGCAACUAUAUCUAUCUCAUUAAUGUUCAAAGAACUUUCUGUCAUAAUCAAGUUUCACCAGCUUUACACUGCAUAAUUGCUUGAAGAAGGUUGAAAGUUACUCCAAAAUGAGAGUUCUACUUCCCCGUGAAUGGGGAAUACGAUCUCGUCUCACCAAUCCAAACUGAUGUUUCGCGAAGUAUACAGCAUGUCAAUGUACUCUAUAACUGGACUAGAGGCCUUUAUGUAUCUUCUCAUUGCUUUCUCUGCCGAUUCAUCUGUGAUAAUAACUUUCAUCAAGAUUUGGUUCCACAAUAUAAAUGCUAACCAACAGAAGUACGCGCACAAGAGAACAGAGAAAAAAACUCACCCGUUUCAUUUAGCCUCUCCAGAAGUUGAUCCCUUGUUGGCAAGGCACACAUCCCGGCCGAAACAGCAGUCCUUACUGGCCAUGUGUGAUACGGCGCACAAACUUUCCCAUAAGCUACUGAAGCUGCUUCUUUCAGAGAACAAAAUCUGGAACAGGAAACAACAGAAAUAUCAGCUAGUUGUCUAGGGAAAAUGUCAACCUGACAAUGCAGUAGAGCGAAAACAAAAAAAAAAAAAACGUACUCUGGUGACAAAAAGUUCUGAAAGAUGGCUCUAACAAGAUCAAGGCCCUGUCUAACCCUCCUUAAUUUACGCGAGAGGCUUCCAGGACUUUUCACCGUGUGAGUUUCAAGAUCAGUAUCGAUUAUGUUUGACAGAGUCCCAUAAGUCUCGGAUGCAUCCUCAAGAUCCCGUAACUGAACCAAAUCAUUGGAUCCAUUAAUGUUAAUUCAUCGAAAAGCAAAAGAUACAGAUCAAAAUUCACCUUUUUCCCCCAACAAAAUUCUGCAGUCAACCGAAUUUUCACAUUGGAAAAAAGAAGAUCCGGAAAAGACAGGAACAAUGAGAAAUACUACUAACCUUGGCAAUAUAUUCCAUCUCGG